Austrofundulus limnaeus is the source of this 958-nucleotide messenger RNA. RefSeq names its product cyclic AMP-responsive element-binding protein 1. The record is from RefSeq and is a predicted model, not a curated record. Lineage: Eukaryota; Metazoa; Chordata; Actinopteri; Cyprinodontiformes; Rivulidae. Gene Ontology annotation, molecular function: cAMP response element binding; protein binding; DNA-binding transcription factor activity, RNA polymerase II-specific. Gene Ontology annotation, cellular component: ATF4-CREB1 transcription factor complex; nucleus. Gene Ontology annotation, biological process: regulation of transcription by RNA polymerase II.
CCACCUCCGGGGAUGUCCAGGCCUAUCAGAUCCGUGCAGCCCCCGCCAGCACCAUCACCCCUGGAGUGGUCAUGGCGUCCUCGCCUGCCCUUCCUACUCAGGGUGCCACGGAAGAGGUGACCAGAAAAAGGGAAGUGCGCCUCAUGAAGAACAGAGAGGCAGCUCGUGAGUGUCGCAGGAAGAAGAAAGAAUAUGUUAAAUGUCUGGAGAACAGAGUGGCCGUCCUGGAGAACCAAAACAAGACUCUUAUUGAAGAACUGAAAGCUCUUAAAGACCUUUACUGCCAUAAAUCUGAGUAGCUCUUCACCCGAACACCCAUCUGGGCCAAGUAGUAUUUCAGUUUCCUUCAAAUACUUCAGACUGUUUGAUUCCUCCUGCCUGGCCUGCCACUUUGCUUACGGUUGGUCUUCAUUUUAAUUUUAUUUUUUCCUCAAAGUCACUCAGUCAAGCUCUGCUUUUACUGCAGGCCAACAGUACAAUCAACAAAAAACAUCAAGUAGUGMACUGCCAUUCGGAGGUACAGUAAGAGUAACCAUUAGAAAGUGCUGAGUAAAACUUGGCACUCUAAAUCAAUUACUAGAAUCUUUGUUAAAUGUCUCUAAAUACAGGAUGAGGCUGAGAUCAUGUUGGAACAGCUUCAUUUUACUGGUAUGGUUUUAACCAAUGUUUAUAGUAGUUUGUACAUCACUUUUACAACUGUUUAUUGGAAACAGGUGCCUGAGUCAAACCAAGGGUGUUGUAGAGUCUCAGUCAUCCAGGAAAUGGCAAACCCAAGUGCUUGAAGAAAAGACAACUGGACUUCCUUUUUGUUUCCUGAAUGUGUUUCAUUUUUCAUCAGGCUCAGAGUUCGGGGUUUUCUCUCACAGAUUUAGUUUUACGACRGUGGCUAAUUGUUGGCAUCAAAAAGAAAAAAUAAGUAGGUCCUCUGGAUGGUUUCUUCUUUAGUGAAACGUUUCGU